CCAGAGAGACGCUGGGCUGGCAAAAAUAGACGGCUCCUGUCCCAAACGGGUAUGCUGGCUUUCAGCUGCCGUCCCCCUUAGCAGGUGCUAUGAAACAAUAACCGUGUGGGUCACAUUUCCCAAACAACAAGAUGGAAGAAGCCAGAUUUUAGUUGGUGUUGGAUACUGGCCUCUUCGGAACCCUCUGAGGAAAAGGGAUGGGUGACCGCUGCUUAUCCCUCCUUCUCCUUCUCCUCCUCGGACCAGCUGUUCUGGUCCACUCCUCUGAUCAUGAAACUCGUCUGGUUGCGGAUUUGUUCAAGAACUACAACAAAGUCGUUAGGCCUGUAAGCGACCAUCAUCAACCUGUUGACAUCAUUCUUGGACUGCAACUUAUUCAGCUGAUCAAUGUGGAUGAAGUGAAUCAAAUUGUAACCACCAAUGUGCGCCUGAAGCAGCAAUGGGUGGAUGUCAAUUUGAAUUGGAACCCAGAAGACUACGGUGGUGUGAAACAGAUUCGCAUCCCUUCGGAAGAUAUCUGGCGGCCCGAUUUUGUUUUAUACAACAAUGCAGACGGAGAUUUUGCAAUUGAGCAGCUUACCAAAGUCCUCUUGGACUACACAGGCCACAUCACAUGGAACCCUCCAGCCAUCUUUAAAAGCUACUGUGAAAUCAUAGUCACCCAUUUUCCAUUCGACGAGCAAAACUGCAGUAUGAAGUUGGGCACGUGGACCUACGAUGGCACUGUGGUGGUCAUCUACCCGGAAAGUGAACGUCCAGACAUGAGUAACUACAUGGAGAGUGGGGAGUGGAUCAUGAAAGACGUCCGAGGCUGGAAGCAUAACGUGACCUACGCCUGCUGCCUUGAGACGCCGUACCUGGAUAUCACCUACCAUUUUGUAAUGCAGCGCUUGCCUCUCUACUUUAUCGUCAACGUCAUUAUCCCUUGCCUCCUGUUCUCGUUCUUAACAGGAUUAGUGUUUUAUCUACCCACAGAUUCUGGUGAGAAGAUGACACUGAGUAUUUCUGUCCUGCUUUCUUUGACUGUCUUCCUUCUGGUCAUUGUGGAGCUCAUUCCCUCGACCUCUAGUGCUGUCCCUUUGAUUGGCAAAUACAUGUUGUUCACCAUGGUAUUCGUCAUCGCCUCCAUCAUCAUCACCGUGGUUGUGAUUAACACGCAUCACCGCUCUCCAAGCACCCACACUAUGCCCCAGUGGGUGAGAAAGGUUUUUAUCGACACAAUCCCAAACGUCAUGUUCUUCUCCACAAUGAAGCGGCCGUCCAGAAAUAAGCAAGAGAAAAAGAUUUUUACUGAGGACAUGGACAUCUCGGAGAUCUCAGGAAAACAAGAGCCAGCGACUGUGAAUUUCCACUCAUCCCUCAUAAAAAACCCCGAUGUGAAAAGUGCCAUUGAGGGUAUCAAAUACAUCGCUGAAACGAUGAAGUCAGACCAGGAGUCCAACAGUGCUGCAGAAGAAUGGAAGUUUGUCGCUAUGGUGGUUGACCACCUUCUCCUUGGCAUCUUCAUGCUGGUUUGUAUCAUUGGAACGCUGGCUGUCUUUGCCGGGCGCCUCAUUGAAUUACACCAGCAAGGGUGAAGGAAAGGGAACCCCCAGCAGAGAGUAUGUCUUGGAUCCUUUACAAAGUUCACAGAAAGUUAAAAUCUUCCCCAUUCCCCUCUCCCUGCUGCAAAAUCCCAGGCCCUUUCUUUGCCUAUACCUGUGAUGGCUGACCAUUGCCUGUGCUAUGCAAAGACUAGCCGUAAUUCCAUUGGAACCCCCCAAUACAGACCCUCCACACUUUGAAAACUUCCCAGUCUGCCAAAGAAAUGGGAGAGAUUUCUUCUGCAAGAGAGAAUUCUGCACCCUUUAUGCACAGCAGCGAUAUCCAUGAAUGUGAUCCUCUGCAUCCUGUCCUUCAGAGAAAUAACAUGCUUUUCAAUAAUGCAGUGGUGAGCUUCUUCUGCAUUCUAGUUCAUUCAUGUUCCACUAGAAGAUUUAUAAUAAAAUACGUCUG
Pogona vitticeps (central bearded dragon) is the source of this 1995-nucleotide messenger RNA. RefSeq names its product cholinergic receptor nicotinic alpha 1 subunit (gene CHRNA1). Gene Ontology annotation, cellular component: postsynaptic membrane. Gene Ontology annotation, molecular function: acetylcholine-gated monoatomic cation-selective channel activity; transmembrane signaling receptor activity. Gene Ontology annotation, biological process: monoatomic ion transmembrane transport. The record is from RefSeq and is a predicted model, not a curated record. Lineage: Eukaryota; Metazoa; Chordata; Lepidosauria; Squamata; Agamidae.